GGGGUGGUGUGGUCGGCGCCGUCCCAAAGCUCCUCCAAGUACAUAAAAAUAGUAUUCAAUGGGAGACGAUAGUAGUCUAUAUAAAUAGAAAGAUAAAGUGAGUUAGAGAAGCAGAAAGCUCAAGAAAAAAAAAUGAUUUCAUUGUUGUUUCCACGGUCUCCUUUGUGCACAGUAGCCAUACUAUUCUACACAUAUGUGUGCAUUCCUUUAGGGAAGUUGAAGAAUCAGUGUGGAGAAGUUAGAUCGCACGAUGAUGAUGACGGUUAUAAUCUAACCAGUGUGAAGUUCGGAGACAAGGAAAAGAAGGAGGAGGAAGAGAUAUGCUGCUCAAUAUGCCUUAUGGAUUAUGAAGAUGAGGAUGCGGUGACACAUCUUCCAAGAUGUAAUCAUCUCUUCCAUGUCCAUUGCAUUGAACCUUGGCUUCUCCGUGGCAGUCUCACUUGCCCUCUUUGCAGAUCUUUUGUAUUCUCUCGAACUCCUACUCCUCCUACCCACAACAAUGUCAUUAAUGCUCAUUCCUCUUCCACCUUCCAUCUCUCUCUUGUUUCCUUUUUCUUCUUGUUGUUUCUCCAUCAUCUGAUUGAAUACUUGUUGUAGCCUUCAUUCUUUGUUAGCACACUCAUUCUUUUAUAUAUAUUUACAGUGUAUUGUUUUGUC
Molecule: messenger RNA, 657 nt
Organism: Brassica napus (rape)
Lineage: Eukaryota; Viridiplantae; Streptophyta; Magnoliopsida; Brassicales; Brassicaceae
Product: RING-H2 finger protein ATL18-like
Exons: 1
Coding region: 133-597 (154 amino acids)
Source: RefSeq, a predicted model, not a curated record